AUGUCUGCAACUCACUGGAGGAGGGGGCCAUCUCCGCUGCAAGAGGUGCCUGUCCUCCCUGAUGUAAGAGAAAAGGAGACGGAAGAAAUUGAAGAGAAAGUAGAAUUUUAUGAACGUGUUCGAUCCAACUUGAAUAAAGGAUCGGCAAGCUCAGCGUAUGGAAAGGCGAAGGACGCUUGGAAAAAAUAUAUCGACAAAGUGACUUGGAAAAACCAUGGUCUUAUUACUCGUCGUCUAGAGGAAGCUUAUCUCUCCGCAAGAGCAAGGCUUGAUAUCAUGGGAAACAAUGCAAAGGAAUCUGCAACAGUAGGAUUCUUUGAGCUAUGGUUAAAAGCAGAAUUUUCGGAAAAACGGUUUUUCUUGAAAUCUCAAUUCGGAGUCAGUGCAAGAAAGGGUCCAGAAGAACAAGUGGAUGACUUGCUGGGUUAUAUGACUCAUUACAUGCUCCAACAGCCUUUGGUGAUGAUUGAAGCAAAAAGACAUCCAAAAGGUAGAGAAUACAUGACACCAGGUGAACUUACUGCGCUCGAGAAUCAAGUAGAAGGAUAUUGUCGCCAAUGGCUAAAGGAUAACCCUGAUAUCCAUUUUUUGUAUGCAGUCACAUGCGCAUCAACAGAAAUGAGAUUUUGGAUUAUGGAAAGAAACAGAGAUAUGGAAAGGGCCAAGAUGGUGGGACUGUGGGAACCGAAAAAACGGACAUGGGCCGAAUAUAGAGACCCGGGGUUGAAUUGCGAUGCCAAAAUUAUAAAAGCCGCAAUCAAUCUGAUUAAGGAUAACCCGAAUGGUUCGGAUGCGGCAAUUACUACAGCUAGUGAAUCUCAAUCGCAAAGUGAUGGAGCUCCACACGGAAUUUCAGGUAAAGCAACAGGAGGAACGAGUGGGUCGAAACGUAGAACCCCAAGUGAGGAUAGAAGAGGCGACAGAAAUAGAAGCAGAGAUGGAAGGGGCGAUAAAUCAGAUCAGCAGCCUUCAAGCCAGGAAGAGACUCCCGAAGAGCGUGCAGAAAGACACAAGCGAAGAGAAAGAGCAAAAGAAUCUGAAAGAAGAGGUGAAGAGAAAGGUAAAGGAAAAGUACCAAGAAGAUCUGAAAGGGGUGAUAGUGAGAAAGACAGAGGAGGACAACGUGAGACCUCUGAAAAGCCGCGCUCGCUACAUUCAAGCGCUCCAAUCAAGGUACCUGGAUCAUCCUCUAGAGGAGAUUCUAGAAGAGCCAAUACAUCCAUAGAUGAUCCCAGAAAUUUGGCGUCAAGUUCCAGUCCCGAACAUGGGGUACGGAUACCAAUACGUGGACCCCGCCGCGAAAGAGUCGAUACAGACAAAAGCGAGAGAGCUUCUAUCAAAGAUGGAAAGAGAGUAGAAGCUUCCUCAAGCCACAAAAGUAAAGAAUCAAGAAAACCCGAUUCUCAGGGGAGAAAAGAUUCUCUAAGUACUGUUCCAUCGACUUCGUCGGAUGAUCGAAAUUCUUCUAGUAGUGAUAAUCGAGCACCACGACACAAGAGUACAAAAAAGGUUGGAGAUGCGUCAGCGGAUGUUAAGAGGUCGAAGCGAGAUAAACCAGCUGGAAGUGGAUGA
This is a messenger RNA of Botrytis fragariae, 1572 nucleotides long. RefSeq lists its product as uncharacterized. Lineage: Eukaryota; Fungi; Ascomycota; Leotiomycetes; Helotiales; Sclerotiniaceae. The transcript has a single exon. The record is from RefSeq and is a predicted model, not a curated record. Bases 1 to 1572 code for a protein of 523 amino acids.